CCAACUCUUCCUAAAGCUUCCCCUCCAUUAAUUAGAAACCAAAUUAGAACAUUUGAGCUUCCACUUCCCCUGGUUUUUCUGUUUCCAACCAUAAAGCCAAACUGCCCUGCUUUUUUAACCUGACACCAUUGCAGCCGCCCCAAAAGAGCCUCUCUCAUUCUCUCUCAACUUUUACUUUUGUUCUCUGGUUUUGAUUGUCUUUAGAGAGGGCAAUGGGCACCUCUGUAAGAGCAUUUACGGCGGCCAUUGUAGUGGCUUGGCUUGCUUUGUUUCAAGGACUCUUGGUGGCUGUUAAUGGUCAUUUUGAUUACAAGGAUGCCCUUACUAAGUCCAUCAUUUUCUUAGAGGCACAAAGAUCUGGUAAACUCCCUCCCAAUCAUAGGCCCAAAUGGAGAGGAGAUUCCGCCCUCGAUGAUGGUAAACUUGCAAAUGUGGACCUUGUUGGGGGAUACUAUGAUGCAGGAGAUAAUGUCAAGUAUGGACUACCAAUGGCUUUCACAGUUACAACUCUAGCUUGGUCUGCACUCUUUUAUCAUAAGGAGCUACAAGCAACAGGGGAGCUUGAAAAUGUUCGUGCCGGAAUUAGAUGGGGAACAGAUUACUUCCUGAAAUGCAGUUCUAGGAAAAACAGAUUGUAUGUAGAGGUGGGAGACCCAGCUCUGGAUCAUCAAUGCUGGGUAAGACCAGAAAACAUGCAGACACCAAGAACUGUUAAGCAGAUUGACGAGAGUACUCCUGGUACUGAAAUUGCAGCAGAAACUUCAGCAGCAAUGGCUGCUUCUUCCAUGGUCUUUAGAGGCGUGGAUCGCGCUUAUUCUCGUCGUCUUCUCAAUAAAGCCAAACUGCUUUUCCAAUUCGCCAAGGCGCAUAAGGGAACUUAUGAUGGAGAAUGCCCAUUCUACUGCUCCUACUCUGGCUACAAUGACGAAUUGUUGUGGGCAGCGACAUGGCUAUACUAUGCAACCAGGAGGCCUGUCUAUAUGAAAUACAUUCUUGAAGAAUCCAUCAGUGCUAAUGUGGCUGAGUUUAGCUGGGACCUUAAGUAUGCUGGAGUACAAGUACUUCUCUCUAAGCUCUACUUUGAAGGACAGCAGAAUUUACAGACUUUCAAGACCCAAGCUGAAAGCUAUUUCUGCUCAGUUCAUCCUGAAAGCCCUUACCACCAAAUUCACGUCACCCAAGGUGGUAUGGUUCAUUUCAGAGAUGGAGCCAACACUCAAUAUGUCACAAGCACAGCAUUUUUGUUCACUGUCUAUAGUGAUUUGCUUGCCAAACACAGCCAAAAGCUCACUUGCGGAAACAAAGAAUUCCACUCAACCCACCUCUUUAGCUUUGCUAGGCAACAGAUUGACUACUUAUUGGGAGCUAACCCAGAAGGAAGAUCGUACAUGGUGGGGUUUGGGAAGAAUCCACCAACACAAGCACACCACAGAGGAGCUUCAGUCCCAGUACUAGCACCUGAUACAGUGGUGAACUGUGGCAUGAGCUUCACCCAGUGGUUCAGAAAGAAUGAACCAAACCCUAACGAACUCACUGGUGCUAUACUUGGUGGACCUGAUAAGAAUGACCACUUCAACGACCAGCGCUGGGACUCACCAAAAACUGAGCCUUGCACAUACGUUAACUCCAUUGCUGUUGGUCCCCUGGCAAAGCUUGCAACAGCAUCACACCCUGCCGCCUAAUUUUAAUUUUUUUAUAUUUAUAUUUAUUAAACUCCGCAACUUCAAUCUCUUUGUUUAUUAAUCAAGCAUUCAUAGACUGGGAUUUGUUUUAAGCACCAUAUAUAAAAGGG
This is a messenger RNA of Tripterygium wilfordii, 1792 nucleotides long. RefSeq names its product endoglucanase 16-like. Gene Ontology annotation, biological process: carbohydrate metabolic process. The transcript is spliced from 8 exons. Lineage: Eukaryota; Viridiplantae; Streptophyta; Magnoliopsida; Celastrales; Celastraceae. Gene Ontology annotation, molecular function: hydrolase activity, hydrolyzing O-glycosyl compounds. The record is from RefSeq and is a predicted model, not a curated record. Bases 213 to 1682 code for a protein of 489 amino acids.